This is a messenger RNA of Asparagus officinalis (garden asparagus), 2358 nucleotides long. RefSeq lists its product as uncharacterized. The transcript is spliced from 4 exons. The record is from RefSeq and is a predicted model, not a curated record. The coding region runs from base 1 to 2358 and encodes 785 amino acids. Lineage: Eukaryota; Viridiplantae; Streptophyta; Magnoliopsida; Asparagales; Asparagaceae.
AUGGAGAGCAAUGAUGAUGACCAUCAUCCUAAUUGUCUAGAAGUCAUAUACGAUGCAACGUUAGUUGUAUGCAAUACACAACAAUGCACAUCUAUCACUCAGUCAUCUGAUGAGGAUGUUAACCUUAUGUGUAGCACAUCUGGAACUGGAUAUACACAAAUCAAUUGUCAGAAAACACCUACAGAAACAUAUGCAAGAGCUUUCUCUGUUGAUGAAGCUAAGUUGACUCGUGAAGUUGAACAGAGUUUUAUAGAUAAACGAUCUAAAAGACAACGACGACGACAUAAUAUGUAUGAAAGUAAUUCUCCAAACAUACAUAAUAGGGAUCAUAAUCAACUUAUAGGCCAUACUUCCUCAAACCUGUCCAGCAGAUGUUCAUCAUCCCAUACAUCAUACAAAUCUAAACGUGUAAAAAGUCUAUUGCCAAAUGAAGGACUUUUGAAUGACAUUCUCAACGUCGGGCCCCCAAAAUUCACUUGUCCUCACUGUAAGACAAUGCUUUGGUAUGACGAAAGAGCUGAAAAGUCUAAGAAACAUAAGAAGCCCACAUUCCCACUAUGUUGUCGUAAAGGGAAAGUAAAAUUCCCGCUUCUUCAACAACCUCCAGAAUUCCUUAAACUACUCUUAUCACCAUCUGGAGGAGCACGUUCUACAAAUUUCAAACAAAAUAUAAGGAUGUACAACUCUUUGUUUUCAUUCACCUCGACUGGAGGAAGAGUUGAUAAUACUUAUAAUAAUGGAGGGGGUCCAUAUUGUUAUCGCUUGAAUGGUCAAAAUCAUCAUAAGAUAGGUUCUCUAAAACCUAUACCGGGUGAAAAUCCAAAAUAUUGUCAACUAUACAUAUACGAUACUGAUCACGAGAUAUUCAACAGAAUGGCAGCAAUUAAUGGUACUGAUAAAUUAGAUGAUGCUAUUGUAAGCGGUCUACUUACAAUGUUAGAUCAGUGCAAUGUGUUGGUACAAAGUUUUCGUAUGGUGCGAGACCGAGUCAAGGAAAAUGAGUUACUGACAGUACAAUUGAUAAUUAAAUCCUUACGCAGCGGUGAUGGAAGAAUGCAGAAUAUGCCAACUGUGUCAGAGAUUGCAGGUUUAAUUGUGGGAGACAUUGAUGAAACAAUAGCAGUGCGGGAUAUUGUUGUUUAUGAUUGCAAAUUGGGGUUGUCUAGAAUUAGUGAUCUUCACCCAAGUUUUAUGGCCAUGCAAUAUCCUUUACUAUUCCCGUAUGGUGAAGAUGGAUUUCGACUUGGCGUUCCAUUGGUAGGAGAGUCUACUAAUUCAAAUUUGAAGAGAAAAGAAGUCACUAUGAUGGAAUAUGCGGCAUUUAGGACCCAACAAAGGUGUGAUGAAGGACAUACAUUGACUCUGUCAGGGAAACUAUUACAGACUUACAUUGUAGAUAUGUUUACUUGUAUUGAAGAAGAUAGAUUGCUAUGGGUCAGACUAAAUCAAACAAAACUUAGAGCGGAGCUGUAUUAUGGCAUUAAAGAUGCAAUAUUCAGAGGUGAUACAUAUAGAGCACAAGUUGGGAAGAGAAUUAUCUUGCCUUCAUCGUUUACUGGAGGUAAUCGAUAUAUGACACAAAAUUAUCAAGAUGCAAUUGCUUUGUGUCGUGUUUUAGGAAAUCCGGAUUUGUUCAUCACAAUUACUGCAAAUCCAAAAUGGCAAGAGAUUAAAUAUGCAUUGGACGAGAUAGGGGGCCAAAGGCCAGAUGAGAGACCAGAUAUAGUUGCAAGAGUUUUUAAAAUAAAGUUUGAUCUAUUGAUGGAAGACUUGCAAGCUGCAGCCGUAUACACUGUUGAAUUUCAGAAAAGAGGAUUGUCACAUGCACAUAUCUUGCUAUGGUUGCAUCCUAAUAGCAAAUAUCCAGAUUCGAAUGAUAUUAAUAAGAUAAUCAGUGCUGAGAUUCCGGAUAGAGAAACUGAUCCAGUAGGAUAUGCGGCGGUUGGGCAAUAUAUGAUGCAUGGUCCCUGUGGCAUAUUUAAUACAAUCUCCCCAUGUAUGAGAGAGGGAAAUUGUUCAAAACACUUUCCAAAGAAGUAUGUCAAUGAGACUGUAAUUGAUGAGUCGGGUUUUGCUGUAUACCGGCGAAGGAAUGAUUAUAAUAGAUGGGUAGAUAAAAAUGGUACAAAGUUGGACAAUGCUUAUGUCGUACCUUAUAAUCGGUACCUUAUUGUUAAAUAUCAAUCUCACAUUAAUGUUGAAUGGUGUAAUCGCGGACAUACUCAGAAUUUCCUUCACAUUUUGUUUGGUUAUCUGAUGAGAAACGAUGGAAAAUCAGAGAAAAAGGUCGUAGUAUUGGCAGGGUUGUUUAUUCUCAUCCAACUUCAGGGGAGAGAUUUUACCUCAAGUUGCUUCUAA